ACCGCUGAUGCCUUUCCCCUCUGCUCUCUGUUGGCCUGCAGCUGCUGUGGUUACUGUUUCCAAAUUCCAAAUGUUUUUGUUUUUAUUUUAAUAUCAAAAAAUUUACAGAUUAUUUGAAACUUUUUUUGCCAUAUAACUUCAAUGCUGCGAUAUAUGUAAUAUUCUAAUGUAACAGUGUUUGUGCUUCAAGUUAUACGAAUCAAAAAAAAUUUUAAGAAAGUGGCUCUUUAAUUUUGUUACAAAUAAAGAUUCAAAAUGCCAGGCUUAGGAAGGAUGUCACUUGAUAAUAUGUUCUGUACGAGGUGUGGAGAUGGUUUUGAGCCAAAUGAGAAAAUUGUUAAUUCUAAUGGUGAACUUUGGCAUACAAACUGCUUUGUAUGUGCACAAUGUUUUCGUGUUUUCCCUGAUGGAGUGUACUACGAAUUUGAAGGACGGAAAUAUUGCGAAAGGGACUUUCAAGUGCUCUUUGCACCCUGUUGUGGCAAAUGUCGUGAAUUUGUGAUUGGUCGUGUCAUUAAGGCGAUGAAUGCCAACUGGCACCCAGCAUGUUUCCGCUGUGAAGAAUGUAACAUGGAGUUAGCUGAUGCUGGUUUCAUUAAAAACGCUGGACGCGCCUUGUGCCAUACAUGCAACGCGCGUAUUAAGGCAGAUGGCUUGCAAAAUUACAUUUGCCAUAAGUGCCAUGGUGUGAUAGAUGGUGAGCCGCUACGUUACCGUGGGGAAGUGUACCACGGGUACCACUUUAGUUGUGCCACGUGUGGGGUUGAGCUCGAUCACACCGCACGGGAGGUCAAGAAUCGACCUGGGUACGCUGCUAAUGAUGUGAAUAAUCUAUUCUGCCUCCGUUGCCACGACAAAAUGGGAAUACCGAUAUGCGGUGCGUGUCGCCGUCCCAUUGAAGAGAGGAUUGUAACUGCGCUCGGCAAGCAUUGGCAUGUUGAGCACUUUGUUUGCGCUAAAUGCGAGAAGCCUUUCCAUGGCCACCGCCAUUAUGAGAAAAAGGGUCUUGCUUACUGCGAACAGCACUAUCAUCAACUGUUUGGCAACUUGUGCUAUGUGUGCAACCAGGUCAUUGCUGGCGACGUGUUCACAGCGCUGAACAAGGCGUGGUGUGUGCACCAUUUCGCUUGCUCAGUGUGCGACAGCGCACUGUCCACCCGUAGCAAGUUCUACGAGUACGACGAGCGGCCCGCGUGCCGCCGCUGCUACGAGCGCUUCCCGUCCGAGCUGCGCCGCCGCCUACGCCGCGCACACCACUACACCAUGCGCAGGAACUAACUGCGCACACACACACAAGUGCUACGUGUGCUACGAGCGGCCUGCUUGCCGCCGCUGCUACGAGUGCUUCCCGCCCGAUCUGCAUCACUACAUCAUGCGCAGGGACUAACUGCGCACACACAGACACACACAUACACACAUUACACCAUACACAAGUACACAUACACAUAAGUAACGAGUACAACGAAUGGCGGGCGCUGCACACACACACACACACACACACACACCAUCUGCAGGACCUAACCAGCACCCACGCGAACAAAGCGCAUUCGCACGCUCACAUAUCUGCGUAUCACUGCAGACAUACACUUAGUGCGCAAGAAUUUGCGCAUAUACGUACCGUGCACUACACGGUGCGCACAUUCACUUUACGCUGAAACUACAACUGCUGCACAAACGCUCAUACAGUCACACGCACUCACACACACACACACACAAACAAUACAUACACAAAACCAAUGUCGCAUACUACACCAUGUGUAGAAACUAGAAUCUGAUUACGCACAACCUUCAAGCAAAUAUACCACACACAAAUAC
Colias croceus (clouded yellow) is the source of this 1815-nucleotide messenger RNA. RefSeq names its product LIM and senescent cell antigen-like-containing domain protein 2 (gene stck). Gene Ontology annotation, biological process: positive regulation of substrate adhesion-dependent cell spreading; positive regulation of integrin-mediated signaling pathway; cell-cell junction organization. The coding region runs from base 256 to 1278 and encodes 340 amino acids. Gene Ontology annotation, cellular component: cytoplasm; cell-cell junction; focal adhesion. The transcript has 9 exons. Lineage: Eukaryota; Metazoa; Arthropoda; Insecta; Lepidoptera; Pieridae. The record is from RefSeq and is a predicted model, not a curated record.